AGCACUUUGGCACAACUACGUAGCAUAAUCCGAUGACACUGCUUCGAACUGCCGUCUUCCAUGUUUGAGCAUGUCUGAGUCGUAUUCAUUGCUUGCCGUGUGAAGUCUGUUAGUGUCAGUGAUCUGAUGUGCCACGAUCCAUGCGGUGCAAGCGCCGAGCCAUCAAUGCAUGCGAGGCACUAGAACUGAUGUGGCUCAACAAGUGCGGGGCAGUUUUUGUGCCAGCCACAGGAUAAUUUAAUGUUAUAUAUCGUAACGAGAUCUGGCUCUCAGGGCUGCGUGGUGCCAGUCGUCAUGUUCCACAGGUCUGCACGGCUAUCGCAGCUAAGAUAUACUAGUGGACAUGGUGGUUGAAUCUCUCAUAUCCCGCUGUAUCCUGUCUUCAUCGCGACAAUGUCUGAGGCUCGCAUUUCAUUCCCUAGGCUCGCCUCCUACCUCGAGACAAUAUUCUUAUUCACCCGGUCCGAUUAUAAGACAAUCUUCUUCCCAGUGAUCAUUUUUGCCACGGCGACUGCACCUUCUACAGGAGCAAAACAACUCAUUCAUACGGCUAUAUGGGUGUGGAUUCACCUAUUACAAGCCAACGUAUCCAAUCAAACCUACUCAGCCCAUGAGGAUGUCAUUAACAAGCCGUGGCGUCCUUUGCCAUCUGGCAGGAUGACGGCCGACGAAGCCCGGCGAUUUCGCUGGUUCCUGCUCGUCGUUUGCUUAUGUCUUUCUGCAUGGCACGGUGCUGGAGUCCUCUUGGCUAGUACGGGACUUUCAUUAGUGGAGAUCUUCCAUGACGACUUCGGUUUCAGCUCAGACCCUGUCCUUAAGAAUCUCUGCAAUGUUGGUGGGUAUCUGACAUUUGAGUCAGGUGCCAUUUUGAUUCUCUCUUCUAAGACGUCUGUCGAUCACACCUCACUUGUGGCCUUACUCAGCAGUGGCCUCUUAAUAUUUACAACCAUUCACGCUCAAGAUUUCGCAGAUGCCGAUGGUGAUCGCCUUUCAGGCCGCCGAACACUUCCUAUCGUUGCUCCCGAAGGAUCACGUCUAUACAUGCUAACCGCUCUUCCCGUGUGGUCAAUCGUUCUUUCCGCGCUUUGGGAUCUCGGACCGAUGUGUGGUACACUCUUCCUCGUGAUGGGACUAUUCGUUGGAAGCCAGUACUUUCGAUUCAGGGAUGUACAGCACGAUCAAUCGUCAUAUUUAUUAUACAACGUGUGGCUGCUGGCAGCACAUGUAUUGCCUAUGAACGCUCGUUCCAGGAUACUGAUUUGGUGACUGGGUAUGAGCAGUGCUCGUCGCCUCUCUAUCUCAGUAGUCAAGUCGGUUGAUAAAUUAUAUAAUAGUACUAGUAGGAGACGAACUGAUAAACAAAUAAUAAUAUUGGGCCCACCGCCUGGUCCUAAG
Messenger RNA from Pisolithus orientalis, 1395 nucleotides. Its product is annotated as UbiA prenyltransferase family. Lineage: Eukaryota; Fungi; Basidiomycota; Agaricomycetes; Boletales; Pisolithaceae. The transcript has 5 exons. The record is from RefSeq and is a predicted model, not a curated record. The coding region runs from base 394 to 1266 and encodes 290 amino acids. Gene Ontology annotation, molecular function: transferase activity, transferring alkyl or aryl (other than methyl) groups. Gene Ontology annotation, cellular component: membrane.